Messenger RNA from Lymnaea stagnalis (great pond snail), 1176 nucleotides. NCBI's taxonomy places the organism in Eukaryota, Metazoa, Mollusca, Gastropoda, Lymnaeidae. The record is from the annotation of a GenBank genome assembly.
UGGUCGCUUACUAUGUCCGGCAUGCCGCAGAGCUGUGGAGUCUGCCUGGUCGCGGCAUUGAUACACAUCUGAUUGCAGAGACCCCUGCUGCGUGGUCCCGCCACCGGCUCAUGGCUCGCUGUGGAGUUUUGCACCACACCAUCAGUGUCGACCGGCCAGCUGAGUUCACAGUGGGCCCGUUUCUUGAAGACAGUAUGGAGAUAGAAUCUAUUGAGGUAGCAGUUAGGUAAGCAAGUACUCUGGUGAGGUUAAAUACCCUUUUAUCUGGUUGUGUCGCUCUGGAUGUGUCUCUCUGUGUCUCUGUGGUCGUCUUUGUGGUUGUUCCCUGUGGUUGUCUAUUUGGUGUUGUUUCUUUUGUUUUCACUCUUGGUUGUUUAUCGUUGGUUGUAGAUCUGGUUGUGCCAUAGUUCUGGUAGUAUGUACGUAAAAAAAAUUGUACAUUUUUUUCUCAUUUUACUUUGUUAAAUGUUAUAUUAAAUGUUAUAUUAAAUGUUAUAUUAAAUGUUAUAUUAAAUGUUAUAUUAAAUGUUAUAUUAAAUGUUAUAUUAAAUGUUAUAUUAAAUGUUAUAUUAAAUGUUAUAUUAAAUGUUAUAUUAAAUGUUAUAUUAAAUGUUAUAUUAAAUGUUAUAUUAAAUGUUAUAUUAAAUGUUAUAUUAAAUGUUAUAUUAAAUGUUAUAUUAAAUGUUAUAUUAAAUGUUAUAUUAAAUGUUAUAUUUUUAAAAAAAAACAAUAACAUUGUUUUGUCUCCUCAGGAACUAUGAAGACUACCAUGUGAUCGCUGGACUGACCGUUGUGUACAGAGACCAUCACACCAAGGUGUACAUGUUAACUGACAGUGAAGGCAAUGACCUCCCUCUCAAGGCCAGGUGCAAGGUGAGUAACUCCUUACACUGAACUGUCCAGAGACAAAAUUUUAAGAAUACAUAUCUCUAAAUACAUGGUGAUUAAAAUUGCAUGUUCAUUUUAAAUACUAGUUGACUCUAAAUACAUGUUGUCUGUAAUGUAUAUAUAUAAAUGCAAGUUAUCUUCAAAUCCAUGUUUCCUUCUUACCUUACAGGUGAUGUUGGCUCUUGAUGAGCGCAUAGUCCAGGUGUGUUAUGCCGUCACUCGGCCAUUUUUUCUGCACAUUGGCUUCAUUACCUCCUUUGGCAACCAGUUCGGCCCCUUCGGUAGCAA